CCCAGAAGAAGAAUAUAAAUAAAGCACAUCUAUCUUCUUUCUCUAUUUAAUUGCCUCUUUCACUUCAUUUUCAUACACUAACUUCCAGUCUCUUCUAAAAAGCUUUGCCUUUUUCAAUCAUGUCAAGCUGCAUCAACAGUGCACAAGAGCAGCUCUGCUAUAUCCCCUGCAAUUUUUGCAAUAUUGUUCUUGCGGUGAGUGUUCCAUGCAGCAAUAUCUUUGACAUCGUGACCGUCCGAUGUGGUCACUGCAGCAACCUCUGGUCUGUGAACAUGGCUGCAGCUUUCCAAUCUCUCUCAUGGCAGAAUUCUCAGGCAUCAAACCACACCCACAGUGGGCUUGCAGCUGAUCAUUACAGAGCUGAAUUGGGUUCAUCAUCAAAAUGCAACAACAAAAUGAAGAUGAGAGCUCCAAUUAGAAACCCUACAAAUGAUGAUCAAAGGAUCAUCAAUCGAGCUCCCGAGAAGAAGCAGAGAGUACCUUCUGCAUAUAAUCAGUUCAUAAAAGAGGAAAUCCAGAGGAUCAAAGCAAAUAAUCCAGAUAUUACCCACAGGGAAGCAUUCAGUACUGCUGCUAAAAAUUGGGCACAUUUCCCACAUAUUCAUUUUGGCCUCAUGCUGGAAACCAACAAUCUCCAGACUAAGACGAAGAGCGAUGGAUCUGAGAAGCAUCUGAUGUCAGUGCCAGGGCUGCACUAUUGAUGGAGGAAAUGAUGGGUUUGGAGAACAUGAUCUAAGCCAAAAACAAGAACAAAUUGGGUAAUUUCAAGUGAUGAAAUUAACAGCCAUGCAUAUGUUUGCUUUGAUUUCUAUGUUUAUUUGCAAUUACUUUAUUGGUUAUUAGGGGAAAUGUUUGCCUAAAUUAUGAACUGAAAUUGUAAUGUGUCUGAUUUUAAUAUGUAUGUAUCCCGGUUUCUUGGGAAAGUAAGUUAAUUAAUAGAAUAUCAUGUUUCUAAUA
This is a messenger RNA of Cucurbita maxima (winter squash), 957 nucleotides long. Its product is annotated as axial regulator YABBY 5-like. Bases 120 to 701 code for a protein of 193 amino acids. Lineage: Eukaryota; Viridiplantae; Streptophyta; Magnoliopsida; Cucurbitales; Cucurbitaceae. The record is from RefSeq and is a predicted model, not a curated record. The transcript is spliced from 7 exons. Gene Ontology annotation, cellular component: nucleus. Gene Ontology annotation, biological process: abaxial cell fate specification; multicellular organism development; cell fate commitment.